Mycena citricolor is the source of this 11571-nucleotide messenger RNA. The record is from the annotation of a GenBank genome assembly. NCBI's taxonomy places the organism in Eukaryota, Fungi, Basidiomycota, Agaricomycetes, Agaricales, Mycenaceae.
UCCUCCUCGCGCCAUGGGAGCGAGCUCUGAAACCUUUCUCAUUUCCCGAAUCUCGAAGUCGAGGAGCAUGGAGCAAGCUCUCGAAAAGAUCCGUCCGCACACGACAUCUGCAUUAGCUCACCAGAAAACUCCCGCGACACUGCUUGUCGCGCUCGAAUCGACCCUCCGAGAACACAAAACUGAGCCAUCUCCUACCGCUUAUUUCGCCGCGCUCUUAACUACACUCGAUGGGACUUUGCAGAAGAACGAUGUCGGGUUGGAGGACAGUGCGAUAUUGCCUGCGGAACUCUACCUGUUAGCUCUUGUAGCACCGUUCGUACCACCCGCAGUCGUGCGAUCAAAUCUGGAAACGAUCCUCUCUCUGACUGCACCACUGUUCCCUGCCCUAGCACAACAUGCACCUCCUUUACGAUCGCAACUAUCCCUCUAUCAAAUCCUUCUCCAGACACUCGAUCGGUCACAGCUCGACGCACAAGGCGUCCGACAGACGUUCGCCUCCAUUCUCCAGUUGUGUGUCGAUCCGCGACCGAAAGUGCGCAAAAAGGCGGCUGAGAUCGUCAGAGAUGUACUUGCGCAUCCGCCAGCACCUCUCUCUAGGCAUCCGUAUGCGGAACGUGUGGCAGAGUGGGUCAAGUCGGCGUUGGCGGAAGUUAGUUCGGGGCCAUUCGCACGAUCUAAGUCUGCUGCAGCACCUGUCGCCGCUGACUCGGCUAUUCACGUUCUUGCGCUACUCCGGCCUCUAUUAUCACACCUUCCCCCAUCUGCUCUGCCCCCGCUCACAAACCUGCUCCUGAGCCUACCACGACUUGGCAACUCGUAUCUGUCCCAAUCAUCCUACUCCCUCCUCGCCGAGAUCUUCUCCCUGCCUGUUGAUGAUGAAUCAACCGACACCGCAGAUCAGAUUUCCUCGGUUCUCCAGGCCGUGCUUUCCUCUCCUCCCUCCAAAGCCGACACGACCCUCGCACCCGCCUGGACACAGGUGCUCGGCACCGCCAUGUUCUGCUAUCACUCGACGAAUCCAGAAGCUGCUACCAACGAACUGGGACGGGUAUGGAAAGCUGUCUGGCCGUUCCUCGAGUCCAACGACGGAGCCACCAAGAAAGCUGCUGCUGAAUCUCUUGCCUCGCUGACCAGCUGUAUCACGGUCGAGAUGGUGCAGUCGACCUUGGCUGAGACGGGCGAGACUCGUUCGACCACCGUGGGAAAGAUCGUACAGCAGAUCAGCAAGGCGCUCGAUUCACUUCCGUAUGCUGGCGCCAUCCCCCAACUUUUGUCUGUUGUCUCUGCUCUGAUCGUCAGUCUACGGUUCAAAGUAGGAGGCACUGGCAACAGUGCUACAGAGGCGUUACUCUUGCCCUUGAUCCAGCACAUCGGAGAUCUGAGAGUGCAGAAAGGAUUCGAGCACAAGGAGGAUGCAGAUGCCACGCUGGGAGCGGCCGUACGAGUACUAGGUCCCCAUGUCUUGCUCGAAGUCCUGCCCCUGAACCUCGAACCAGCAGACAGAACCGCCUCGAAAGAGCCCCGGGCGUACUUGCUUCCCCUCCUCGCCCAGCCACACCCGUCUCCGCUUUCACACUUCGUCGGCUACUUUGUGCCCUUGAGCGAGCGGAUGUUUGGUUUGCAGCAGGAAGCGGAGGGCGAAGGACGACAGGCUCAGGUCAAACUAUGGAGCGUGCUCAUCGGCCAAAUCUGGACUGGGUUGGUGGGAUACUGCUGGGGGACCCCCGAUCUCGCCCAAUCCCUCAAUCCGAGCUUUGCAUCGCUGUUGUCCAACCUGCUUUAUGGCCAGGAAGAACUGCGACCCUCUGUUCUGCGCGCUCUCAAGGUCCUCGUCGAGUCCAAUAUUGCGAUCGCUGCUUCGGACGAUGCAUCCGAGACAGCUCCGACAAAUCCGAGCAAUCUGACCCCAGCUCAAGCACAAGCCAAUUUGGAGCAUCUGCGCACGCAGGCAGAAAGCUGGAUGGCUGUAUUGUUCAACGUCUUCAGUACUGUGCCUCGGGACAACCGCAACUCCGUGGGCGACGUGAUCUCGGCUUGGGCUGGCGUGGCUGGGGAGAAGGAAGUUGCAAAAGCACAGUCUAAGCUGGUUCAGCUGCUGAAAACCCAUUUGGUUGCCCUGUCGAAACAGACUCACUCCAGCUCGAUUGAGGGAGGAAGCGAGGCGGCCGUCACCCAGGACCUGAUUCUUCUCCUGCUUCCGAGUCUCUCCACUGCGGACGCGCAACAACUUUUCGACCUUUGCCUGAGUGCGCAGGUGCUCGGUGCCCGAGACAACGGCGUUCAGAAGCGCGGAUACAAGAUUCUUGCCAGACUGGUCGAGACCGGGAAAGUGGAUGUAUCCCAGGAUGGGCGGGCAGAGGUCGUGCUCAAGAAGAUUGACGAACUUGAAGAGGGUCUUGCCUCCGCUGCGAAGAAGGACCGGUUUACGUUGCUGACGCUUCUCAUUCCGUUGCUCCCUCCGACUGCCAUGCACAUCAUCCCCACCCUUAUCCCUGAAGCCGUGCUGGGCACCAAGGAGCCCUCAGAGAAGGCACGCACAGCGGCGUUCGACUUGAUCGUGGCAAUGGGCCGGAAGAUGAGCCAGGGUGGUGUCGUGAAACGCAACCUCGUGGACGGAAUGGAUCAGGACUCGGCUGAAGAUACAACCGCCGACAUCCAAGAGUUCAUGACUAUGGUCGCCGGUGGAUUGGCUGGUGCGACACCUCACAUGAUCAGUGCAACCGUGACUGCCGUGUCCCGACUUGUGUUCGAGUUCAAAGACUUGAUUCCACCCGCCAUGCACUCCGAGAUCCUGUCCACUUUGCUUGUGUUUUUGUCGUCUGCCAACCGCGAGAUCAUCAAAUCCACGCUAGGAUUCGUGAAGCUGUCCAUCCAUACUCUCCCUGCCGAUAUCGUUCGGCCUCAUCUGGCUGCUCUUGUGCCAGCACUCCUGGGCUGGUCGCACGACCAUAAGAAUCACUUUAAGGCCAAAGUCCGACAUAUCUUCGAACGCUUGUUGAGGCGAUUUACCUGGGACGAAGUUUAUGGCUGCGCGGGCGAAGACGAGGCCAGGAAAGUCCUGGUGAACAUCAAAAAGCGCAAAGAGAGAGCCAAGAGGAAAAAAGCUGGGAAGGAGGAGGAGGAUGAGGAUGCACCAGCAGCGACGAAACCCGUUUCUGGUGAUGCCUUCGAGGAUGUUUUGUACGGCAGCGAGAGUGAGCUGGACGACAGUGAUGAAGAAGAGCCUCAGCCGCGUCGGGGACAGCAGGACAAGAGGAAGGCAGCACAAAACAACAUUCGGCUGCGUGUUGAUGAUGACGAGCCGAUGGAUCUUCUGCAGGGCGCAGCGUCGAGGGUUACUCAAGGAUCCUCUAACCGGCGCAAGAAACCCGGUGAUGACGCCGCCCGCUUCAAAACGGACACGGACACAGGCAAGAUGAUCAUCGAUGGCGAGGAGGACGAGCAAGAGGACCAUGCACAAGAGGACGUGGUGGGAACCGCUUACCAAGAAAAUCUGACGUCCGUGGACGGCUUUACCCGCGGCGCCAACGGCCGAGUCAAGUUCAACAAGGACACCAAGAAACGGAGAAGAGAGAACGACGAGGCUGAGGGUGAUGUCGAAAUGGACGACGCCCAGGACAAGGGCAAAAAGGCCAAGCACAAGGGAGACCCCAAGUUUGGCCACGAAUUCAAAGCCAAAAAAGCAGGCGGUGAUCUCAAGAAGGGGGGUGUGGAUCCUUAUGCAUACAUGACUUUAUCCCAAGCCGCGAAGAAACGGGGUCAUGGAAAACACUCUAAGAUGGGCAUUGCCGGGAAAAAGUAGAUCUCCUCGGUCAUAUCUGUACUCGUAGCCUCAUGACUUUGGAUUUCGGUUCACAUUGCAUGGCAUCGGUCGAGACUGAUCGAUGUCUAGUAAAACUGGUGUAACAAUACUUUAUCCACUCGAGCUCAUGUACCAAUCGCUCUGCUCGUCUGGUCUGAUAACCAGCGAUGACAAUCCACAUACGACCGCUAUCCUUCGGUCAAUCGCGAGCGCGCUGGAGUUAGAGAUCUGACGAAAAUCAGAUGCCAGUCGCUGACAAACAUUUUCGGAUCGGAGUCUCUUCGGCCCGUGCGAGGUCCUUCCCCGCAUCUGCUUCCUCUCGACCACCAUGUCUUUUGAAGGCCUCAUUUCUGGUGCCGAAUGCGCUGUGCCAUUCAACCCUCUCUCUCAGGUCUUAAAGCACACCGAAGGCGAUCGGAGUCUCCAACAGGAUCGGAUCGCGGGUCCUUCCUCCUCGCGACUGCACCAACUCCCGGGGACGACUACCGCGGGUGCAAGCCAGAAUGAUCUCGCCAUGGCGCGUCAAUUCUUCGAGUCCGCGCCCCUCGGAGGCACGGCCUUCGGAGCGCCCAAUCCUAUGGAGCUGGCAGCCCAUCUGCAGCAACAAAACCCGCAACAUAUGACCCCGGCCAACGAGCGGUGGGUCAUGGAGCAACAGCAGCAGAUGCGCGCGUUCGAGUCGUCCGGGUGGGCCUCGGAGUUCGGCACUGGCGUACAGACGACCCCAGGGGGCUCACUCGUCCAGCAGCACAAUUUAUCACGUCCAGACUUCCAGCCCCAGCAGACUUCCUAUAUGUCCUCCUUCUCGCAAUACAGGUCUCCGAUGGGAAUGGACAUGGGAAUGUACAAUGGUUCUGGCAUGAUGCAUUCGAUGCCGGUCCAGCUCGACAACAAGGGCAAGAGUCGGGAAGCCGACUUUGAGGCUGCGUUUGCUCAGGUGCUGGCCGCUCAUGCGGAGGAGAAACAGCAAUCUAGUCGCAUAGAGGAGAUACCUGAAGGUGAGACUGGGCUGGAGGAAGCCAUGGACAAAGCGAGACUGGAGACUGGGGAAGAGACCACAGACUUCAAGCGGGUAUGGGAUCAGUUGCAGAACUCGGACCUCCCUCCACCUGCUGAGGACAUGGCUAAAUGGGAGGCCCAAUUCAACCAGCUGAUGACUUCUGAGCGGGACGAUCUAGAUGCUGAUUACGGGGCUGCCAUGAAGAACGCUUGGGAAAGCGGCUUGGGAGAUUUUUCUGAAGAUCACACCGAAUACAGUCCGACCAAAUUCGAUCAGUCCGGGAUCCCUCUCCUUCCGGCAUACGUGUUCGAGGAAGAAAAUAAAUACCUCGCGGCGGACGCGCCCGUAAAAUCCCAUUUAAGCGAAGCCAAAGCUCUGCUUGAGCAGAAUGGCUCGCUUACCGAGGCAGCGUUGUUGCUCGAAGCUGCGAUUCAGAAGGGGGAAACGGGUGAGGGUGGUUAUGAAGCCUGGAUUCUUCUGGGAGAAACGAGAAACAUGGAUGAACGAGAAGAAGCCGGGAUGCGGGCACUCAGUCAAGGCGUGAAGCUCGCGCAAGAAGCGGGAACGCCUGGGUUGGGGAUGCUUUCGCUUGCGAUCUCGUAUACAAACGAGUCGAUGGAUCGGGCCUCGCACACGAUGCUUCUCCGCUGGAUUCUCGCUCGGUUCCCCAGUCACCCUGUGCCCCCAGAAACGUUGACUGCGAUAUCCAGCAACGCGUCGUGGGACACUCACGCGCGGCUGACCGAGGUGUUUUUGUCGCUAGCGCGUGACCAGCACAGCCGUGGGGAGAUGGACCCGGAUGUGCAGAUCGCGCUGGGGAUAUUGUUCUACACGAACAGCGAAUAUGACCGGGCCAAGGACUGCUUCGAAAGCGCAUUAUCGGCACGACCCAAGGACUUUGUGCUGUGGAAUCGAUUCGGCUCUUGUCUGUCGAACGGCAACCACCCAGAAGAAGCGCUGGGCGCGUAUCGCGAAGCUCUCGAGCUCCGCCCAACAUACACCCGUGCGAUUUACAACGUCGGGGUCGCUUGCCUGAACAUCGGAGCCCACAAGGAAGCGGCCGAGCACUUUAUGAGCGCCCUGAAUAUGCAGCAUAUGAACGGGGGUGGCGACACCAGCGAGCAGCUCUGGUUCACCCUCCGCCGUGCAUUCCUGGCUAUGGAUCGGACAGAUUUGGCUAAUCUCACCCAGCCUGGCCCAGCGCGUGGCGACAUGCAGGUCUUCCGUGCCGAAGGUUUCGACUUUUAGCGGUGUGAUCAGGCAUGUAACUAUCUACAUAGACCAAUAUAUCAAGUGAGUCAGACAUGAGUCGACGGUCACUCGAAUGCUUUCAUGCAUAUCAUUGUUCCACAUCGGGACCUGCGCGGAGACGCAAGAAUUGAACCGCCCCUGUCGUUCAUAGGCCAACCUUAAAUAACUUGAGCCCGGCAUUCCUGACAAUUCAAGCGACCUGUACAUGUCUUCCCAUCUCUCCACCCUCCCCCUCGCCAGUGAUACCACCGCUGUCUCCGAUCAAACUCCUGACGAGUACGAGAGGACAAGCUAUUAUAACGGCAUCACUGGGGAUGACGACCAUCCAUAUCUCAUCUACCGUUCGGACUACCUCACCACACCCUUUCCCAGGCCCGUCGGCAGACACACACAUCUCUCUGUCAAGUCCCUCCGGGGAGUCUUUGGCACCCCGCUGAAUGGUGUCUGGGACACUGUUGGUCCCCAAAUCCGUGAUCUGAUCAAGGCCCACCACAUCCGCUGGACGUCCAUCAACCCUGCCUGCUUUUUCACUCAUGGACCGCUGGAAGACAGGGCCAAGGGCAGUCUCGGUCCUGUUGUCAUCUGGAUUGGUGUCGCUCCUUAUUUUUUAUUAAAUCAUUUUUAUUUUUCCCCUUUCGUCGUGGUCGACAUGGUAGGGACAUUGCGUACACGAGAUGUAAGUAGGUAUUAGGCAUCGUCCGUGGGUAUGUGUCUAUGUCAUAAGCCGUGGCGCGCGGGCAAGCUCGACACGCCCUAGCGUGUGCACGCUAUGGUGGACCAAGGUCCUGCUCUGGUGUAGUGAGCGGUGAUAAAUAUAAAAUUACAGUACCUGGGCUGCUGCAAUGCUAUGGUCGUUAGGCAGUGUUGGUGGGCUCGUGCACAUCGGGGAGGUCUCCGAAUACGGUCUGGAAUCGGCGGGUGCGCAAUACAAAGCGUAAGAGGUGUGGGACAGUGUUAGGAUCGGAUAGUAGUGCUUUGAUGCUGCGAGCGUUUCGACCGACGCAUCGGUGAAGCUCGCGUCGCGCGUUGUGAUGGGCAGGGCAGCGUAGGAGAUAGUGUGCCACAGUUUCAUCGUCGCGGUUGCAGCAUGGGCAUAUGGGUGAAGCGGCGCGGCCAAUCUUGUACAGGUGCCGGGCAAGGAUGGAAUGUCCGGAUCGGAGUUGAAAUAGGACUGACACGAGUUUGCGGGGGGACUCGGAGACUAAUGCGAGGAAGCCGCCCGAAAGAGCUUUUGGGAGGACAUAUUUCGUUUUGGCGUAACGCGGUGAGGCUCUCCAUUCGCUUUGUGUCGCCGCUUUGAUUUUCGCAGUAUUGGCUUGGAUGAGGGCCGAUUUACUGAGCGGGAGCGUUCCUCGCAGGAUAUUUGGUAGUCGCAUGUCCCGUUUGGUAGUCGCGGCUGGGGUGCAUCGCUUCUGCGCGGCUCUCCUAGCGAGUUCGUCCGCACGUUCGUUCCCAUGAAUAUUGCAGUGUCCCGGCGCCCACUUGAAGGUUAUGUCAAUGUCGGGUUCGGUGCUAAGUAGGUCGUCAAUAGCAGUGUGUAGGGCAUCCCAUAUAUAGUGCGAGGGGGUCGAUUCCCGGCUCUGCGUGGCCGUGAUGGCAGCCGUGUUGUCUGCGUAGAUAGCCACCUGCCCUGUGAUGCCGUUUGACGCAUGCUCGCGCAGCAGCCCCACCGCCAGAUUGAGGCCUAGUCCUUCACCCUCGUAGACCGUAUGCUCCUCGCUGGUGCCCAAGCGCUUCCGUGCUGUUGCCAUUUCCGUGUCGCCGUCGUAUAGCACUGCAGCUGCCCCUAUAUAGCCGUCAAUUCCCGAUCCAUCCGUGUAUACCUUCCAUCUGGUGUUAUCGUCCGCCUCCCCCUUGAUAGCUUCCUCCUUCGAGCUCCGUAUCUCAAUGGCCGUGCGUGAUUUCCAGCCCAAUCCGAAUCGAACUGCCGAUAUCUUCUCCAUCUUCUCUGCAUGUAUGUCAAAUUCAUUGGUGAGUUCGUGUAGGGGGGUUUGGUGCUUCUGGACAUAACGCAUCCCUGCGUUUGUGACGGCUUUGUUGAGUGGGUGCGCCAUGGGCAGCGUAGCGAGGCGUGCAAUGGCUCGAUGCCGUGUUUUUGUAACUAGGUGGUGGACGGGUAGUAAGUUCGCGUGCGCAUCAAGGGUGUCGGUUGGCGUGGAGGAUAGGGCACCGGUGAUAAGGAUAGCCGCUUUUCGUUGUAUUGAUCGUAGUUUGGGGAGGAUAUCUCGCGUAGCGGAACGACGGGCUCGGGAGGUGGAAGCAUUGAGGAACACGUCGGCUCCGUAUAGCAUUCUUGGCACACACGUCGCCAGGUAUAAUCUUCGGAUCUGCUCUGGGCGUAUGCCCCUCGACGGACGUGCCAGUCUCGACACAGUUGUCAACCAAACCAUCCCUUUCCCUACUGCUGCAGCUCUCUGUUCCUUCCAUCGCAGUUCCCGGUCGAUGUGUAUGCCGAGGAGCUUCACUGAUUUGGCGGACUUAAUCAUGUGUUGGCCUAGCUUGAAGUCCGGUCGUGGCAUGGGCGCGGUCCUCCGUGUUCGGAAGGUGUCCUUCACACGUUUCCGUGUUGCAUCGAGCAAUUGGUACUUUGCCGGUCCAAAGAUGGCGUUGUGGUCCGCUGCCCACUUGUCGAUGCCAUUGGGGCCUUGGAUAAGUCCUCGAAGAGCCCUGUGUGUGUCACGAAAUGAUUUCCCCAUGGUCACAAUUGUUUCGUCGUCGACAAAUGUGACUCCGUGUUCCCCCAUCUCUGGCUGCGGGAUUUUGGCCAAUCCUGCAUUGUAGAUCAUAUAGGAAAUUCCCGAGUGUGGGUCUCCUUGGUCCAGUCCAUUCUUCACUUCGAACGGCUCUGAUACAAAUCCGUCAAACGCAAUGACCGCCUGACGGCCCUUGUAUCGUCGACGCAUCCAGUCUGUGUGUUCUUUGGGGACUCCAGCCAUCCGCAUCUCGUGGAUCAAGACUUCCAAAUCAACGCUUGGAAACGCACCUUUUACAUCCAUGCACAGAACGCUGGCCACCUUUCCUGCCCUCCACGCAUCCUUGAUGACUUUGACGACUGAUUCCUGCUCGCUCUGCUUGGGUGGUGAUAUGUAGGGUCCGCGCGGCGUUUUCGAGGCCUGCGUGUCCUUUGGACAGGACAAUGGGUCGGAAGCUGGCGGCAGCUGUGUAGUCUGUUUUGCCAGGUUUUCUGAGGACAACGCGAAACACGGCGCCCAGCCUUGGGACAAGGAGGUCGGCAUUGUUUUUGUAUACGCAAUUUGGGAUGGAUCCUGGCUGUCGGGCUUUGUAUGGCUUGAGGCGCUUGAUCGUUUGGUAGAGGAUGUCAUCAGUGAGUGGAGACCAUUCAUAUGCCGCCUGGGGGUAUGCUGCUUCGUUGACCGCCGGCGCUGGUGCCGUCUUGUCCGGGAAGAACUCCCUAUGCAGCGCUUUGGCCUUCUCCUUGUUGGUAGUGGCCCUGACAUUUCUCCCGUUGGUGCGUGUGAUCAGGUCUGGGAUUCUCGCACGCCCUCCAUCCGAUGGUGGACCCUCCACCAUUCUCUGGACAUUCCACACAUCUGUUGGGCUCUGUUGAAAAGGCCUUCCUUGCUCUCUGUGCCUUCCGCAGUUUCUUUCGCAACUGGGAUAACUCGUUCGUCCACCAUCUCUUCGAAUUGGGGCAGGGCUUCGUCAUCUGUACGUGCUGGGUUAUGGCCUUCUCCAGUGCAUUGUCAAUGCCUCCAGGGCGGUGCAAAGUGUUUUGCGAAACUCUUCCCAAUCAACUGCAUGCCAAUUGGGUCGCGGGACGAACUCUGCGUACCCAAUCUCAGCCUGGAUGGCGAACUGUACUGGGAAGUGGUCAGUGUUUAUAGGGCGCUGUCCUGGGUUGGUGGUGCAGCGGAUGAACGCUUGAACAAGAGCGUCUGAGCAGAACACAUUGUCAACCCGGGUGUGGUUCUUUGUUCGGUGCGCACGCAGGGUUGGCAGAUCCUUUGGCAGAGCCAUGAACAUCCUGUACCGUCCAAGCAUGGUCAGUAACUUGUUUUGGGUGGUGGCGAUUGAAGUCGCCGGCCCAUAUGUACUGUAUUGGGUGUCCGUUGCGGUUGCGUUGACGUGGGUCAGAGAGGAAUGCGUCCAGGACGUCUAGGGAGUUGUUGUGAUUACAGUCGUUGUAUAUGUUGAUGAUGCGUAGGAUUCCGUCCGGGAGGCGCAGUUCAAUACCAGUGACGUCAUGGGAGGGGAGUGAGAUCUGGGACCAUAUGGACGAGGGGAUGGUGUUGGCGACAAGAAUCACAGAGCGGGUAGCGCCUGUCGAGGUUGCAUGGGGUGUUGGGUAUAUGGUGGUGUAGUGUAAGUUUGCUCGCGAGACUCCUCGAUGGUCGAUAUGGGGUUCUUGAAUCAGAGCAAUGUUGUACGUGUCUGGUGUGAUGGUAUUCACAAAUUGGUUCUGCGCCAGGAGAUUCUUGUUCAUGUUUUGCUGCCAGACAUUGAGUCGUCGUCCACGCCAGUAGGAGUGUGUGUUCUGAUUCAUUGUGUGUUCUCCUGGCUGCCCUGGUGGACAGGUCUGCUUAAUUGCGGUGGCGGGAAUUGUGGCGGGCCCAUGUCUCCAUCCCCUAGCUGGUCGCUCCAUCGGCUGUGCCUGUGGCGUCCGUCAGAUGUCUCGGAGCGGUCUGCUCCUCCUAGCCCGAAUUUAGGCUGAUAUUCAACCGGCGUCAUUUGCUCAAAAUCAUCCUGCGGGGCAAUGCGCUGGAAGUUCAGCGUCGUCUGACGGUACCUGUCUGGUGGGUUGUUUGGAUUUCUGCCACCAAAGGAUCUUGUGGCAGCCGCUGUCAUUGCCGCUGCUUUGAAGGCUGCACUUUGAGAUGGGAUUCCCGGGCGCAAGGCUGUGGGUUGUGGGCGAUUGGCUGCCGUGUUUCCGCCCUGAAAAGUUGCCGCUUGAUCCUCAAGAUCCGGGGCGGGUGCAUCUAGAGUCUCCCAUGAGAGUGGGUCAUCGUGAGUUGGGAAGUACGCGUAACGCGCAUCCGGAUUUCGCUGAAGGGAUCGCUGUAAGGUUGUCGCAAAUAUCGGACAGGUUCGGUCAGCGGCUCCAUGCCCUCUGUGUGACUUUCCAUGUAUGCGGCAGUUUGAGCAGGCACGAUUUGUGUCCUCUGCCUUGCAGUCGCUGGUGCGAUGCAUUUCUCCGCAUCUCGCACAGGUUUCAUGUACAGACUUGCACGUCUUGGCUACGUGGCCAGUGUUGAACAGCUGACAUUUGACGCACCUGACGGGCUCGCUGAGGAGCUUCCUACAGGUCACUUUCUUCCCCUCAAUGAAUAGCCCAUGACGUAUCGCACGAUUUGCUGCAUUUGCAGUCGCGAGACCCAAGAUGACAUGAGCUACCAACUGUCCGUCUUUCCGUCUGGUCGGGUCCUUGAUGUAUUUCGCCGAGGUAAAGUCGCCGCUGUUGUAUCCGUUCCCAUCCUCCAGUUGGGUGAGUCCUGUUUCCGGCUCGAAGGAUACAGGCACAAAGUCAGCCACAACCAUGUAGCUCUUCGGUUGAUGUUUU